AUGGUGAACCUGCUUGGCCUACGAAAUAUAGCUAUUAAUGAUCCUAAUGCGAUGACUAUUCCUCAACCAAAUGAGCUUCUUGAGCUAGACAAUGGUAUUGCUAAUGUAGACGAAAAUGAUGUUGAUGCUCAUGAGAUAUCAAUUUGUAUUUGUCUUAUGUCUGUUUUUAUCUUGGCAAUUAAUGAUCCUUUGUUGAUGAUCUGA
Molecule: messenger RNA, 204 nt
Organism: Arabis nemorensis
Lineage: Eukaryota; Viridiplantae; Streptophyta; Magnoliopsida; Brassicales; Brassicaceae
Source: the annotation of a GenBank genome assembly